Messenger RNA from Vollenhovia emeryi, 6715 nucleotides. RefSeq names its product putative ATP-dependent RNA helicase me31b (gene me31B). Bases 318 to 1652 code for a protein of 444 amino acids. Gene Ontology annotation, molecular function: mRNA binding; RNA helicase activity; ATP binding. The transcript is spliced from 8 exons. Lineage: Eukaryota; Metazoa; Arthropoda; Insecta; Hymenoptera; Formicidae. The record is from RefSeq and is a predicted model, not a curated record. Gene Ontology annotation, biological process: P-body assembly; cytoplasmic stress granule assembly. Gene Ontology annotation, cellular component: P-body; cytoplasmic stress granule.
GGGCGAGAGAGAGUGUGAGGGCGAGAGCGAGGAGAGUGAGGAGAGAGAGAGAGAGGAGAGAAGAGAAGAGAAGCGGCGAGAAGCAGGCGGCGCGGCAUCGCACCGAACGGGAGAAGAGGAACGGCGGUGCUCCGACGCGGUCACUGGCGCUGCGACAAGUCCGGCGAAAUCAUUGACAUUGGGGGAGAACGGCCAUUUUGGCGUGUUGUUUCCCACCGCAUCGAGUGCCCGAGGCGCGCACACGUAUACACACCACGGCAUCGACGUCCACUCGUUUUCAAGGGAAAAGAUAGUAGAUAUACUACGAUAUUUCCAAAAUGAUGACCGAGACGCAUAUGAACUCCAAUCAUAUGUUGAAUUCUGGUUUGUCUAACAAAUCAGAGAUAGAAAAAAUGGAUGAUGUGGGAUGGAAAGCCAAAUUAAAAAUUCCACCAAAGGAUAAAAGAAUAAAAACAAGUGAUGUUACCGACACACGUGGUAACGAGUUUGAAGAGUUUUGCCUAAAACGUGAAUUACUCAUGGGAAUUUUCGAAAAGGGAUGGGAGAAGCCAUCACCGAUCCAAGAAGCUAGUAUUCCCAUUGCACUUUCUGGUAAGGACAUCUUGGCACGAGCGAAAAAUGGAACUGGUAAAACUGGAGCGUACUCAAUUCCAGUGCUGGAACAGGUUGACCCAAGGAAGGACGUAAUCCAAGCACUGGUAAUUGUGCCUACAAGAGAGUUAGCCCUACAAACAUCGCAAAUUUGUAUCGAACUUGCAAAGCACAUGGAUAUAAAAGUUAUGGUUACAACUGGAGGAACUAACUUACGAGACGACAUUAUGAGGAUUUAUCAAAAAGUACAAGUGAUAAUCGCGACGCCAGGAAGGAUCCUUGAUCUGAUGGAUAAGAAUGUGGCAAAUAUGGAGCACUGUAAAAUUCUAGUUUUGGACGAAGCAGACAAACUGCUGUCGCAAGACUUCAAGGGAAUGUUGGAUCACGUAAUAUCGAGAUUACCACAGGAACGUCAGAUUUUGCUGUAUUCAGCUACGUUUCCUCUGACUGUGAAACAAUUUAUGGAAAAACACUUGAAAGAUCCAUAUGAGAUUAAUUUAAUGGAAGAGUUGACUUUGAAAGGCGUAACACAAUAUUACGCUUUUGUACAGGAACGACAAAAAGUUCACUGCCUUAACACGCUAUUCUCCAAGCUACAAAUAACGCAAAGCAUAAUCUUCUGUAAUUCAACGCAACGCGUCGAAUUGCUGGCUAAGAAAAUAACAGACCUUGGAUAUUGCUGUUAUUAUAUACACGCGAAAAUGGCGCAGGCACACCGAAAUCGCGUAUUCCAUGAUUUCCGUGCAGGAUUAUGCCGAAAUCUCGUAAGCAGUGAUCUAUUUACUCGCGGUAUUGAUGUUCAAGCUGUGAACGUCGUAAUCAAUUUUGACUUUCCGAAGAUGGCAGAGACAUAUCUGCAUCGAAUCGGCCGAUCUGGAAGAUUCGGCCACUUAGGUAUAGCAAUUAACCUAAUCACGUAUGAAGAUCGCUUCAACCUACACCGUAUCGAACAAGAGCUUGGAACAGAAAUUAAACCUAUCCCAAAGGUGAUAGACCCCAGUUUGUACGUGGCGAGACCAGAAGACAAUAAUAGUAUGGAAGAAGGCAACGUGUCCAAGUAGUUUCGAUGCACUGUGGUAAAAUGAAGCAUCACACACGCUCAAAGAGUUUAAUGUGUGUGUGUUAGUGUGUCAAAGAGUGAGUGUACUUGUAAAUACAGCGUACUAUGUAUGAGUAAUAAUGAGCUGAGUGAUUGAAGUGUCGCGCAGUGAUGGUGCGAAUCCGAAAUCAUUUCUUUGUACAUAAAUACAUUUAAAUGUACAUAAGCUAAAGCAAAUCAGAGUCAAGCCAUUAUCAAGAUGCACAAUAUGUAAACAGAUAUGUGAAUAACAUAAUAAUCAAUCAUUGCAUUUUAUCAUAACUGUAAAUAUUACAUCGAGAGCAUACAACAUCGUUUUAAUAGAAGAUUUUUAUACAACGGCUUCAUUCUUCCAGUAUUUUUUUUCUUCUGUUAAGUGAUACGAAGAAAAAGGGGCAUAUAUAAUUUAGAAAAUCUAUCGGCCAAUCUCACCGAGUACAGCAUACUAAUUCAUGUGCUCAUUACUUUUGUACUGUCGUGCAUAUACAUAUAUAAAUUGUCCUUAACACCAAUAAGGUCGUGUGUGUAUAUAUAUAUAAAUAUAUAUAUAAAAGUAUAUAAAUUGCCCUUAGCAAUUUAUAAAAUUUGGAUAUAUUAAGUAUCAGUUGUAAUAUUUGAUCAUGGCUUGAUUUUGCUAUCUGUCAAUAUUGUCAUACAACUCUGAAAUUCAAAUCACUUGGCAAUGCUUAAACUAUCUUUUUUUUUUGUUCAACCACUAAUGGAAUUUUCUUUUUCUUUUUUUUAAUGCAAUUGGAUUUUCUUUUUAAUAUAUCGUGAUUGAGAAUCAGAGAUUGUAUAAUUGACUAGUUUUAUAUAAUUAUUUUUUAUAAAGAACUGGCUGGUGGACUCCCCAAUAAAAAGGCGAAGGUUAUCUAUGGCUAAUGCUUGAUGAUGAUGAUUGUAUGGCCAAUCGCAGCCUAUGUUAAACAUAUGUUUGAUCAUACAACAACGGUAUAUCGGGGCUGGAAUAGAGAGCUAACAAAUUGUGGGGAUUUAUUACUAAAAUUAUUGGAAAAUGCGAAACAGUUGGAUUGCAAGCGAAUGCACAUGAGUAACUGACACAGUUCACACAGGAAUGUGAACGUAUGGUACACUAUAAAAUACUCGCUCGUGAAAGAUAAAAAAAAGAUAAUUGCCAAAGUUAUCGUAAUAUGGUAAUAUUAUUGGUAAUAGCGACAUAGAAUCUCGAAAUCUUCAUGAAAUUGUGGGAUAAACACGAGAAAGAGUAAAAACAUGUGCAAGAAAUUUACGGUUUGGUAUGCAUGACAAGGUGAAAUUUAAGAAUUCGAUAGCCACCAGCCAAUAUGACUUAGGUUUUUGGAUGCGAAACAUGGUACAAUAUGCGAUACCAAAAUAUUUCAUAUUUGAGGGGAAUCCUCUUUGAAUGAAAUAUUAACGGUGAUAGAAGGCGGUUAAAAUGUAUUUAGGACUGUAAUAUCAGAAACUGUGAGCUUAUCGGAAACUGUAGAUAAUAGAUAAACAGUAAUGAAAUAACUGUUGACACAAAAAAAAAAGAGAGGAAAUUGGAUAUGGCACAGAGUAUGUACAGAACGUUGACUUGGACUAGUCGUUUAUGCUCGCUGCCAAUAUGCGUAAUUUUCGUUCGUAGCGACAUUAAGUGCAUGGCUUAAGUUUGACGCAAGUUCUAAGUAUAUUUUCGAGUCGAGAUACAUUCCGCGGGUCUCCAUUUUCGUAGAGUAAAAUAUACCAUCGUAGCUCCGCCAGCUAAGUAUCGAGAGAUAGAUACGCAUUUUUGUAAAAUAUGUGUGUGAUAAUCAAUUAUUGAUAAUCGAUUAUGUGUAAAUUAAUAUGCGUUAUCAUACUCGCGAAUUAGCUUAUCACGGGCUUUCUCUUAUCGUCCUACGAGAUGUAAUUCAUUUCAUGUAUGUACAACUCUACGAUUUUUGGAAAUGUAUACAUUCUUGAUCGCGUACGCCAUAAAUCUGACUCGUCAAUAUAACAUGAAAGAAGAAUUCCUUAGUAAACGUAAUACGAUCCUCGCGCGAUUACCGCUUUUGUUUACCGCGGAUUUAUUGCAAAUUGAGUUAUAAGUUGCAAGAUAAUCGUUUACCGCGGGUUUAUUGCAAAGCGAGUUUAAGUUGCAAAAUAAUCGCCACCGGAUAAUAAGUUGCAAAAUAAUCACAACCGGGUUACAAGUUGCAAGAUAAUUAGAUUUGCAAUUUAUUAUUCGGUUUGCAGACCUAUACACAUGCAUUCGUGAUUCCUGCGCGGCUGGGUGAAAGGAAGAUAAAUUAAUGUAGCAUAACAAAUCGCGCAAAGAUUAUUGAAGCAGAAGGUGAUACGAUAACUGAAAUACGUCGAAAUACGAUGUACCAUACUCAACAAUCGUUACGCGUCCUUCUAUUUUACAUUUCUCUUUGCUCCUUCAGUUGUCUUCGAUUCGGCAAAAUUUUUCUAACGUGUUUAGUUACUGACGUAACUACUGUACGGGCAGAUGAAUAUUGAAUACGGGCAAGAAGUCAGUGGUGAUAUUGUGAGAACUUUGUUAGUGAUAAUGCCCAUUAUAGUUGAAUAAUCUCCGAUCUACUCGGAACGCUGUCUUCUACUUAACCGAGAUAACGAAUAAUCUGCCAGAUAAUGAUUAUUCCGAUAACUACAUACGAAAUGAACAACCAGAGCAAACCGAAAGACCAGCAAUUAUAUCUGCUACGAUUUGAUAAUUUAUUGAGUUCUUUUUUUGUGUCACUGUUAAUGCAAAAGCACUGUAUUAAAUUAAGCUAAUAUGCGAUCUUGUCGAUCAAAUGAUCUGUCGCCCACUGCAUAUUAAUUUGGUCGAUCGGAAUCGCAUACGAUUGCGUCAUAGUCUAAUAUUACGGUCCCCGUUCAUUUUAUUAUCUACUUAAUAUACAAACGUAAAUGGGUCCGAUGUAAUAACAAUUGUUUCGCCAAACGAUCUAAUCUGCGAAAUGCUCCCAUUUACAAACUACAAAAAUCUACUCUUACUCUAUUUGCUUCUCCUGUUAUUUUGCUUAUGGCGAUUCUUUAAAAAUUCUUUUGGAAACAUUACGUAGACUAAGAAGAAAAUACUUAGUCUUAUUGCGCUAUAAUUGGAAACGUUAGAUCCAUUUUAUGGAGUCUAUUUUGCGAAAUGUAUUUUAUUCAACUUUCGAAAGAGUCAACUGGCCCGUGCUAAUAAGCAAGCAUUAGAGUUGUUUCAUUUUAUAAAAAUUUUACAAACUAUUCUAGUUUAAUCAAAAAUUAUCUCCAACUGAAAAUUCUUACUGAUCUUAAAAUUAUCGAUACUCGAUGUUUGUACAUUUCAAAGACUUGUAAACAAAAAAUCGUCCAUUGAUAUUAAAAAUCUACAGAAUUGCGCGCUGUAUUUGACUCUUUCUAAAGAAUGAUUAUGCGAGAUAUAUAAACUUAGAAAAAAGUGGGCUUAAAAAAUCCAAAAAAAAGAGGAGGAAACAUUGAUUAGCAAUGUUGUGUGAUCAGACUUGAAGAACGUGGUAAUUUUAUAAAUCUUUAUCGCUCUUGCAGCCGCACCUGUGUAUUGCCGUUCCUAUUUUCUAAAUUACAGACAAGUAUCCGUUUCCGAUAAAAAUGCUGGGAAAUAAGUUACUAAGUAUGCGUUUCGCGGCUGCAAGUUGCCAAAGUAAAUAUUUUUUACUUUGACAUCUUUUACCACGUCUUUACGUCUGAUGCAUGAGGUAUAUUCAAGUGCGGUUCCAGCAAUCAAUCUUGGAUAUAACAAGGAGUGCCCUUGAUAUGAAAGUAAGCGAAUGUAAUUCGUACGACGUAGAAAUACGAUUUCGGAAGUAAAUGUGUUAACAUCCGGGUACAUGCGAGAAUUGUGGAGGACUCUCCCCAAUCUCAUCCGGGGGAGGGUAAGUUCUACUCCUCAAUGUCUACGAUUUAAAUCGUAAGUGUGAAGGAGAACAUCUUGAGAGAACGAGCUCUCUAACAGCGCAUCUCGUACCUUCGCCUGAAUUAUUUCCAUUGGGGUUAACCCAAUGCGGCGAGCUGCGUGCAAGCACAUUCCCAACAAACGAACCGAGAAUCGAUCGUAUCGUUUAACAUCUAAACGAACAAUCUUUCCGCGUUCGAAUAACAUACGCAGCUCGAUUAAUGAUAUUGGAAUUAGAUCUCCAAUAUUUAUGAAAUAUAAAAAAAACCAAAAAAAAGUACAAUUCGUUCGAAAAUGUGAAACAAUAUCAGUUUUAUCGACUAUUCAUACUUUACGUUUUGUUAAAGAACUUAUUAUUACAUACGCGUGUUGUUUACCAAAAAUUGCGGAACCAAUAAUGUAAACGGGAAUGAUCUAAUCAGCUACUGUGAUGUGAUACAAUUUUCUUUGUAUAAUUAAUAUUAUUGAUGCUAUUAUUAUAUGAACGAAGAAUUUUCGACACUAUGUAACAGAUCGAUUUAUUUUCAUUAUAUUAUUAAUAUUAUUGCUGCUAUUAUUAACGAGAUAUGAACGAAGAAUUUUCGACACUAUCUAACGAAGCGAUUUAUUUUGUGACGUUGAGAUCUGAGUUUCGGUUAUUUGUAAAUUGCAAGCGGCAUAAGAUUGCGAAAUUCCUCUUAUUUUCUAGAAACAACUUCGUUAUGUUUGUAUUUUACAAUUGAUGGCAAUUAUACAAUUAAUGAAAAUGCGUUUCUGGAUGGAUACGUAGCAAAAUUUGUUUCGCGGUUUUGCGCAGCUUGCUAAUCUGUUUACAAAUAACUCGCGGCUCACGCGUAAUUGGAGGCAGAUGAAAUACUCUCUCUGUAUUUCUGAUUUUUAUGUGCAUUUGUCAAGACAAUAAUUCCUAUUAGUUGUUUAUCGUAUCGGAAAUAAUCUAAGCGGUAUAAUACGAAAUUACUCAACAGUUUUUUGUUCCAAGAAACAUUACCAAUUUUCUUUUUCUAAAAUGUAAAGAUGGGUUUGCGCGUGACUAUAAAAAGAAUUUUUUUUUUAUUUAUCUUCGCCAUUCUGUUGGCUCAAACCCACUCUAAUAAAUCGUAUGUCAAAUUUGUUUUCUUUAAGGGACAAAACAGCAGAUUUGUCGUCCCUUAAUAAAAAUUCUGUUUCAGUACACAUAA